AACGACAACGGGCAGGAGGAGGAACCGGCUGGUGGGGGCGAACGGCGGGCGCUGAGCGGGCGCUGGGCAAGCAGGCGGCCGGGGAGUGGAGGGGGGGAGAGACCUGGUUUUGCGGACGACGGAGGUCUUAAAGCAUGUCAGGGAAAGGAGGACUUUAUGCAUGUGAACAUCCAGCGUCCUGGAAAGCCGUUUUGAAUAUUUACCAGGAUGUGAUUGAAGCUAUGGGAAGCAAGAAGAAGAGACUAAUUGCCUUGGAUCGGUGGUAUCAAGAAGAGUUGCCCGAAAUUCUUGCAGGGCGCAAGGAAAAAUACUUGACGAAAGACGAAUUGUUGAAACUCAUGGAAUGGAAGCUGACCAGAGGAAAAUUUCGGCCUCGUUUGCAGCAGCUGGUGGCUGCUAAUCCAAGCAAGAUGGUGGAGGAACAUACCAGAAAAGCUUUCCAUCAACUCCCAGAUGUAGAAGUGGCGGUAAAGGACUUGAAUGAACUGAAGGGCGUGGGGCCAGCCACGGCUUCAGCCAUUCUCGCUGCCGGAGCACCUGAAAUUGCUGCAUUCAUGGCCGAUGAAGUGAUGGAGACCCUCCCAGGCCUCGGUCCCCUCCAGUACACCCUGAAACAUUAUCUGCUUUAUAUGGAUAAGAUUCAGAGCUGUGUGAAGAAACUGAACAAAGGUAACACCACGGAAACCUGGACGGCUCACCUGGUGGAAAAAUGCCUCUGGACCUGGGCUUUGGCUGAAAAGCUGCGUUUGCCCUCCUUACCGAUUGUGAGUCCAGACGAAGACCAGGGAGAUGUUGGUGAGCAAGGAAACCAAGCCAGGAAGAAGCAGCGAACCAGAUGAAGGCUUCCCAGCUCCUGCGAUUGUGGGAUGAACAACACCUGCUCCUCGGCACAUGAAUGGCAGAGCUGAGCAAACACACCCAAGGGACGUUUAGCUCACUUUGGGACCAACCACACCAGCCCACAGCAACCCGCCCAGCACAGUUUUCUCACAAACAGAAUGCGGUUCUUGUGUGACACCAAGAGUGUUAGAAACCCUGUUUGGUCGUCUUUCAAAGGAUCGGCAGGGAUCUGUGCCAGUGGUGGGAUUCAAAUGAUUUAACAACCGGUUCUCUGCCCUAAUGACUGGCUGGCCAGGCAUGGCCAGGGGGUGUGACAGGCAUCACUCAGCCUCCUGUACCCUCCUUGGAGCAAAAACAGGCUGUGGGGGAGCACCGCUCCCCCCGCGCUCUGAUUUGGGCCUAGUAUGCCUCCCUGCAGCCUCCAGGGCGCAAAAAUGGGGUGCGGGGGGCCGCUCCACACCUCCUAUGUCCUGUUUUGGGCCUAGUAGGACUCCCUGCAGCCUCCUGGGAGCAAAAACGGGGUGCAGGGGGACCGCACCGCACCCACCCAUCCCCGUGCCCCAUAUUGAGCCUAGUAGGCUUCCCUGCACCUGCCUGGGAACAAAAACGGGGUGCAGGGGGACUCCGGGAAGGGGCAGGGCCAGCCAGUAAUUUAACAACUAGUUUUCCUGAACCGGCUGAAUCCCACCACUGGAUCUGUCCAAAUGUUCCUGUUUUAAUAAUAUUGAAAUGGAUCAUUCUGUUACAAGCAGCCUUCCCUCCCCUUCCUCACCCCCUCUUACCUCCGUAGUAAUGGAUUCCAUCCCACCCUCCCUUACUUGGUGGUGUAUGGGAGGGGAACUAGAGAUCUAGAGUUCAAUUGAUUGAUAUUAGGAGCUAAAAGAUUUAAUGGAACUGACGGGCUGAUAUAUAUGCUGUACAUGUGGAAAUAGUUUUUAUACACAAUUCAGGAGUUGCUGAGUUUUCCCUCUCUUAUUUUUUCAAUAAAAGGGAUUAAAUGAGACGAGUAAAACUUGGCACAAUGACAAAAUUAAAAAGCUGUGCCAAAAGGUGCAGGUAAGACGAAAAAGAAAGAACAAAGAUUAAAAAUAGAACAAAAGAAAUAUCUGCUUCCAUCCUCUGCCAGUAGAAUCAACAUUAAGAACUCGCCACAGUUUCUUAAAAGAAAACCCAGUAUUUUUAAUCCAUGUUUUCCUCCGGUUUCCAUUAAACUGCAAAAGUCCAGCAGGGAUUAUCAGAAAUGACAACUUUAAGGAUUACGAAUUGUAUCUGUUACACCCAAGCUGAAUCCGUCCUUUGCCUUUACCAAAUCCCCCGUUCCUCUCUUUCAAAUAUAUAGUAGUGGCCAAAAUUGUGGAAAUCUUUUGGGAAAAGUGUCCUUUUGAGGUUUGAUGGCUAAUAACACCAUUUUUUUUUUAAAAAAAGUUUCAAGAUAAUCCUAUUCCACUGCUGGAAUGGCUGGGGAAUAGCCCUUAACUCAAUUGAAAAUCUAUGGAGCUGACUAAAGAAACUUGUUUGUCAGAAGCGACCCAGCAAUAAAACUCAAUUAAUAGAAGCAAUCCUUCAAUCUUGGUUUCACAUGAUAACACCUGCAGAACUAAAAGACUUGGCUCACUUCAUGGGAAGGUGUUAUAAGGCUGUAAUUCAUGCUAAAGGUUACCCAACUAAGGAUUAACUGACAUGGGGAUCAUUUUUGUAUAUCUUGUUUUUUCUAUGGUGAUAAUUUUUAUAUAUAUCAUUUUUUCUAUGGUGAUAAUUUUUGUAUAUCUCGUUUUUUCUAUGGUGAUAAUUUUUGUAUAUCUCGUUUUUUCUAUGGUGAUAAUUUUUGUAUAUCUCGUUUUUUCUACGUGUUUCACUUUUCUUCUUUAUACCAUAACUGCUAUUCUAAUAGCAAAUCCUUCCUAAAAGCUAUUGCAUUACACCCUUGAUUAAAUUAUCUUUCCAUUGAUAUAUAAUGUUAUGGUACUACUCCAAAAAAAAAAAAAAAAAGGGUGGUAUUAUUAGCUAAUUUUAGAAAAUAUACUUUUCCCAAAAGGUUUCCACAAUUUUGGCCACUGCUGUCGGUAGUAGGUAGUCCUUGACUUAACAAUCACAACUGAGUCCAAAAUUGCCAAGCAAGACUGUUAAGUGAGUUUUGUCCCAUUUUACGACUUUGAAUCCUUGCAGCUAUGAAGUUAGGUUAGUAAGCGAAUCUGACUUUCCCCAUUGACUUUGCUUGUCAGAAGGUUGCAAAAAGUGAUCGCUUGACUAUUUGUUUGUUUGUUUGUUUGUUUGUUUAUUUAUUGAAUUAAUAUUGCUGCCCCUUCUCACAUGGUGACUCAAGCCGGUUUACAGAAUAUAAAACCUCAUUUAAAACAAUAAAAACUAACAGAAAGAAUCAAA
Molecule: messenger RNA, 3222 nt
Organism: Pantherophis guttatus
Lineage: Eukaryota; Metazoa; Chordata; Lepidosauria; Squamata; Colubridae
Biological process (GO): DNA repair
Molecular function (GO): catalytic activity
Source: RefSeq, a predicted model, not a curated record